ACUCAUUCCGCCAUCAGAUGAUUGUUGACGCCGUAAGCUGACAUUGUCUGGUCACGAUGAGCUUCAGCAGCGAUGAAGUGAAUUUUCUAGUGUACAGAUAUCUACAAGAAUCAGGAUUUGCUCAUUCAGCCUACACAUUUGGAAUCGAGAGCCAUAUCAGUCAGUCCAAUAUCAAUGGUGCUUUAGUUCCCCCGGCCGCUCUUCUCAGUGUCAUCCAGAAGGGACUCCAGUACACAGAGGCAGAGAUUAGUAUUGGAGAGGAUGGCUCAGAACGGGUGAUAGAAUCGUUAUCCCUGAUAGACGCAGUGAUGCCAGACGUCGUCGAGUCACGCAAACAGGCAGCAGCCAAAAGUCACCAAAUUAAAAACGAAACAAGCAAUACAAACGGGGACGACACUGCACAUUCAAUAUCCAAUCACAAUGAUGCAAUGGAGAUUGACGGAACACUGGAAAUCCCAGCCAGUAAAGCCACGGUAUUACGGGGGCAUGAGUCGGAGGUUUUCAUCUGUGCAUGGAAUCCCUGCAAUGAUCUUUUAGCAUCUGGGUCCGGUGACUCAACAGCCAGGAUAUGGAACAUGAAUGACAGUAGUAACAGUGCCAACCAGUUAGUAUUGAGACACUGUAUACAGAAAGGUGGAACUGAAGUUCCCAGUAAUAAGGAUGUCACUUCUUUAGAUUGGAAUUGUGAUGGGAAAUUCUUAGCCACAGGUUCUUACGAUGGCUUUGCCAGGAUAUGGAGCACAGACGGUCGACUAGUUAGCACACUAGGGCAACAUAAAGGACCUAUAUUUGCAUUAAAAUGGAAUAAAAAAGGAAACUAUAUCCUAAGUGCGGGUGUAGAUAAAACGACAAUAAUAUGGGAUGCUAGUUCAGGUCAUUGUACACAACAAUUUGCUUUUCAUUCUGCCCCUGCGCUGGACGUAGACUGGCAGACCAACAAUAGCUUUGCCUCCUGUUCAACAGACCAGUGUAUUCAUGUGUGUAAAUUAGGGGUAGACAAGCCAAUUAAAACAUUCCAAGGCCACACAAAUGAAGUGAAUGCCAUCAAAUGGGAUCCACAGGGCAACUACCUGGCCUCCUGCUCUGAUGAUAUGACCUUAAAAAUCUGGAAUAUGAAGCAGGAUUCAUGUGUUCAUGAUCUACAAGCACACAACAAAGAGAUCUACACUAUAAAAUGGAGCCCCACAGGGCCAGGAACAAAUAAUCCGAAUGCACAGUUAAUAUUAGCCAGUGCAUCAUUUGAUUCCACAGUGCGGUUAUGGGAUGUAGACCGAGGAAUUUGUAUACACACCCUGACGAAGCAUCAAGAGCCAGUGUACAGUGUGGCUUUUAGUCCAGACGGGAAGUUUUUAGCGAGUGGGUCCUUUGAUAAAUGUGUCCAUAUAUGGAAUGUGCAGUCUGGAGCACUAAUCAAUAGUUACAGAGGCAGCGGAGGGAUAUUUGAAGUUUGUUGGAAUCACAGAGGGGAUAAAGUUGGUGCCAGCGCCUCAGACGGAACCGUUGUAGUUUUAGAUCUUCGGAAGUAGAGUGGCUGUUGGAGCAGCGUUGGCGUUGUUUUAGGGCGACUACCUCAGUUCUCGUGCCAGCAACUAUCUCAGGGCACAUCUCCAUGUAGGCAGACAGGAAUUUGAGGCACAUCUCCAUGUAAGCAGACGGGACACAUCUCCCAAGACAAGCUGUUUGCAGGGGGGUGGGGGAGAAAAAAGCAAAGGGAUUCCUUUGCUUUGUUUUUCAUGUAUUAAACAUGGAAACUUGCCUUCUGGUGACAAGUUAAAUCAGUUCAUCCAAACCAGAUGGAAAUCUCGCCUGCAGAGUGGUAUCAUCUUGGCUACUGCACUGCCAUCUACUGGUGCCUCAGAGAGUGUGGAUGCAUGGUGUAAAGUGCUGCAUGGUAAUGUUAUUGAUUGCAUCGAGAAGUUGUUUGCCAAUAGAAGUAUACAUUUAUUCCUCCUGCCCUGGGAGGGAGGGACAUGUAUAGAAGGAUGGAAGGUUAGAAGGAACUAUUCCUCAGACAGGCAAGCCUCGUGUGGAAAAGAAAUACAUGGUUAGGGCCCCUUUGUGGAGGACUGCAGGUAGAAUCAGGGAUUUUUAUAACAAACAAAGGAUUCAUACUUCGCAAUAAGCACUACUGGCUGCCUACACAGAAAGGAACACAUAAACACUACUUCAGUUUGAAUCAGGUGGUAACAUAGGAAAAGAAAAAGAGAGAGAAAGGACUGCCAACGGCAAAGGGUUGAAGUUCCUAUAUGUAGGGCAACUUAAGUUGCUACAUGUGGGUUGACUUUAUAAUCAGUUGAUUUUGUCCAUGUAAAUUCACAAUCUGGUAGGUCACUUAGGGGAAAAAAUCCAGCUGUGUGUUUAUGCUAAUGACCAGAGCUUCACUUUUUAAAAAUAAAGAAAAAGGUGAGAAAAGCCACGGGUCGUUAGAACCAGACACCUUGGACAUUGAUCUCAGCUUAAAGUGACCACGGGUCAAUAAAAAAUGGCCGACUACUGUUCUGACCACGUAGGGUCGUUUAGAAAUUAUAUAUAAUGAAAUAAAAAAGUGUGUUUAUAAUGUAGAGGCAUAGAGAAGGCAUGGAACCUGAUAGCAGGCACACAUGCCGAGCUAAGUUGAUGUGUACAAUGUUAUUUUAAAUGCUAGAGAACCACUUCCAAGGAAAGUGUGUAUGGUUGAUCUGCUCUUUUUUUAUAUUGAAUCAUGAGUAUUGAAUUUAUUCUGUGGGUCAGAGGGGUGACCCAGAUGAAGGGGGAGGGGGCGGGGGAUAUUUGUUGGUUACAGGGUGUGUACAAAGGUCGUGCUCAUUCAGUGGUGUGAAUUUUGUUCUUUAAAUCUAAGAUGGCUAAAACGGAGUUUUCAUGUACGUGAAGAGAGUUUUUGGUAACAGCGGGGCUAUGUUACAGGUUAGAUCUUCGAUUUAGAUAUUUUGGCAGUUCUAAAAUGUGUUUUAAAUUCACUUUGAAAAAAGGAACAAGGUGAAAUAAUUGAGGAUGAACAUUUUGCUUGAUUUUUGCCUGCACCACUGAUGUGCAUGCUCUUUGUGUUCACCCUGUAUUUGGUUUGCGUUGAGAUUGAAGUUUGCUUGUAAAAUGUUAAAGUGUUACAUAUUAUUGAUAUUUUUUGUACAGUUUCGUGUACAUAGUGAAACCUUGUGUAGUAGCACAGUGCAAAAUGCCGAGUCAUGCCCUAUGCCGCCGCCAUAGUGUGUGGCACGGUGCUGACAUCUGGUGGUUUUGGCACUGGUCAAGUUCCCCUCCAUCAUUUUGUGUUGUAUAUAGAUUAUUACUCUCUGUCAAACUCCGUUUGUCAAAGUAGUGAGCUGUUUAUAUCAGUUAAAAUGUGUCCACCUCCGUUGUUCGCCUAUCACUCCCUCCAAGUUCACAUGAUUUGUAAGUGUAAUACGUUUUAUCAUUGGACACUUAAUAAUUUGACUCUAGGUUGCAGUUAGGAUUAAUAUGUAUCAGCACGGUCGACCUUCACCUUGCAACAGGUGACCUUGGCACUUUUGACCUUGACCUUCAUUCGGAAAAGAUGUCGUUAUAAGAAAGUGAUUGGGAUCCCGCCCCAUAGAUGUUUUGAAUUUAUGUUAGUUACGAAGUUAAGGUUUGAUUCUGGAUUUUAGAAUGUAACCAAAAGUUUCAGCAUUUUCCUUACCUUUUGAUAGGCAAGUGUACACAUUGAAAUGUUUUUCUUGGAUAUUUGAUGGUGUCAAAAAGUUAAUAGUAAACCAAAGAUAAUCUUCACACACUGUUGUUGCACAUGCCUCCGUUGACUAACAAACACCGGUGUAGAUGGCGCUAGUCAUCAAUAUAAUUUUUAUUAUUUAUAUAUAAUUAUUUCUUUGCACAGUCUUUUGAAAAUAUUAAAAAGGAUAACAACCUAUCCAACUUUUGUCAUGUUGACACCGUUCUUGAUAUUUUUUUCUCUUUCACAAAAUGUGUCUGAUGGUAAACUUUGCUCCUAACCAGUUGUGUUGGCCGCACCUCCCCCCGUAGUGUCCGUGUACUAUAGCCACACAUAUUAACGAUGAAUCAGUUAUAUUUGACAUACUGGAAAUAAAUUGCUAUAUUUUGAUAUGACCUUAA
Messenger RNA from Lingula anatina, 4086 nucleotides. RefSeq names its product F-box-like/WD repeat-containing protein TBL1XR1. The record is from RefSeq and is a predicted model, not a curated record. Gene Ontology annotation, biological process: regulation of transcription by RNA polymerase II. Gene Ontology annotation, molecular function: protein binding; transcription corepressor activity. Lineage: Eukaryota; Metazoa; Brachiopoda; Lingulata; Lingulida; Lingulidae. Gene Ontology annotation, cellular component: histone deacetylase complex.